AAGAAAAAAAAAGAGAGAAAUUUUUUUCUUUUUUUUCUUCUUCUUCCUCCUCCAGUCGCCCCCUCUUUUUAUUUUCUACAGUCGCUGAUCUCCGCCGUCGGUCUCCGCGCGCCUCCUCGCCAAUCUCCGCCAUCAACCGCGCGAGUUCGCCUUCCGCCUUCCGUCGCCGAUCGUGCUUCUUCUUCGUGCCGCCGCUCGACCGAUGCAGACGAAGCCUUUGAAGCCAGAAUUCGCGAGGCCCUCGUAUUCGCCGUCGACCGAGUCCAAAGCCACCGAGCGUGAAGUUGCGAGCCUCUCCGUCGUUCCAGCCGCGUAGAGCUUCCUUUCCGCCUCUGUUCGUCCACCGCACGUCAGUGUUCCGUCGUUAGUUGAAGCCCAAUGCGUGUUAGAUCGCUCACCUUGUUCGAUUGCACACCAGAGUAGUUUGGUUGUCGCCGAUUCUUCUGUUCGGGGAACGUGCGGCGAUGAAGGAAGUUCUCGAGCGGAGUAAGGUCUCGUUUUGGGACAAUGCGUUAUCCUGAGGUGGAAAUCCCGAAAAGGCAAAAAUCAUUGUCAUAAUCUUUCACGUAUUCCAAGAAACAUCCAUUUAAAUUUUCACGAAGAAACUUGUGUUGUCUUAGCCCUCUCGGCUCUCAUUCUUCAAUCAGCUUAUUUUUACAAGCAAGCAGAAAUUAGAAUGGCAGUGGAAAGCCAAUCCGACGAGCUUCCUCAAGUUUUGGUUCUAAGUGCCCCUACGGUAUUCAGUUCUCUGGAAUCUCAAUUCCCAAACAGAUUCCAUUUCCUCAAACCGUGGGAUUCCAAACUCCCACUACUCCAAUUCCUCAUCUCUAAUGCACAAUCCACCCGAGCUUGUCUUGUCAUUCCAGGUCACCGUCUCUCAGUCUCCUCCGCCAUUCUUGACUGCCUCCCCUCCCUCAAGCUCGUCGUCACUACCAGCGCCGGUGUCGAUCACUUGCACGUGGCGGACCUACGACGGCGUGGUGUAGCCAUUGCCUACGCAGGGAACUUGUUCUCUCAAGAUGUCGCCGACAUGGCUGUGGGAUUACUAAUCGACGUUCUUAGGAAUGUUUCGGCCGGAGAUCGGUUCGUGAGGCAAAGGCUUUGGCCUACACUAGGGGAUUUUCCUCUCGGAUUAAAGUUGAGCGGCAAGCGAAUUGGGAUUGUUGGAUUGGGGAAAAUAGGCUCUGAAGUUGCCAAAAGGCUAGUGGGUUUUGGGUGCAGAAUCUCGUAUAACUCAAGGACCAAAAACCCAUUAGUUCUAUACUCCCACUAUUCCAAUGUACAUGAACUUGCAACCAACUGUGAAGCCCUUAUCAUUUGUUGUGGGCUAACAGAAGAGACCCACCAUUUAAUCAACAGGGAGGUGAUGGUUGCAUUGGGAAAAGAUGGAGUGAUAAUCAACGUUGGUCGAGGGGCGAUCAUCGACGAGAAGGCGAUGAUUGAAUGUUUGAUUCAAGGGGAGAUUAGAGGGGCUGGGCUGGAUGUUUUUGAGGAUGAACCUGAAAUUCCUAAACAGUUGUUUAAUCUUGAUAAUGUUGUGUUGUCGCCGCAUGUUGCUGUUACAACAACCGAAUCUAUAGUGGGAUUGACUAAGUUGGCUGUCGAGAAUUUGGAGGAAUUCUUCUCAAACAAACCUUUGGUUUCUCCCUUUCUGGAUUAGUUGAGGUGCAGCUCACUGCAGCUGAGUUUAAAGGGGAAGGAGAGAAUUUUAUUACAAAGGUCAGAACUUUUACACAAAUGAAUCGACGGAUAUUGCUCUAAGUCACGAAAUUUAUAAAAUUUGGUUAUAUUAAUAACUAAGUUGUUUGUAUUUCCAAACUAAGUAAUUAAUGAGUAUUGUUAUUAGUAUACCUAUUUAAGGCUCAUCUGCCCAAGGAAAAAGGUAUUUUCAUCUA
Molecule: messenger RNA, 1895 nt
Organism: Benincasa hispida (wax gourd)
Lineage: Eukaryota; Viridiplantae; Streptophyta; Magnoliopsida; Cucurbitales; Cucurbitaceae
Product: glyoxylate/hydroxypyruvate reductase HPR3-like
Cellular component (GO): cytosol
Molecular function (GO): hydroxypyruvate reductase [NAD(P)H] activity; NAD binding; glyoxylate reductase (NADPH) activity
Source: RefSeq, a predicted model, not a curated record